AUGACGGCUGCCGGUGGCAGCGAACCUCGAGCUGGUGAAGAACCCGAAGAUCCUUGGGCCGAAGCUGCGCAGCGCCGAGGCCAUGAUGACGAUGACCCUCCUGUGGAGGGAAGCAACCGGUCCCUGCGGGGACGCCGCACUUGGAGGAGAAGUGACCCUGGGGAGACUCCUGUCGGAGCGAAGGCGGGUCACGACGCAGAGGGCGACGGGUGUCACGCAGAUGACGAUGAGCCACCUCGCGACGAUGCAGAUCAACCUACUGGAUGGUGGGGCGACUACUACAGUGGCGGCUGGGGCCGUCAUGACGCGCGGGGACGUGGAGAUGUUCGGUCCACGUGGGACAACGGCUGGCGGUGGAGCAGAUGGAACGAUGGAUCGUGGACGAGGCCUUCUACCGUGGUGGAGGACCCGUAUGAAGAUCAGGACCAGACAGAUGAUCCGCAGGCCACUCGCUGGAACGAUGGCGGGUGGUGGAACAGGUGGAAUGAUGGAUCGUGGACCACUACGCCUUCUACGACGACGGCGGCCUCGACAGGCGAUCCUGAUCAAGGCCACGAUCUGGCGACUACAUGGCGCGCUCCGGGAUGGGCACGACUGACCUCUUCAGCUACUACACGAAGGAACUCGGGCGCGACCGGCGGCGAGAACGAUCAUUGGGCACAUGGCAUCGAACCUGAUCGUUCGGGACCACUGGACGCUGGUGGCCCAGGCGACCGGAGGAGCGGGAUCAGCGAGAAAAUGAGUGUCCCGGUUUUCGCUGCAGAGGACGUUGGUGAGAAGCUUGGAAGCAGUGCGAGAUCGUAUCUUCGUCAGAUAGAUGCUUGGUCCAAGCUGACGCGGACCCCCCGAGACCGUCAAGCUCUACUCCUCUACCAAUCUCUCCAGGGUCGCGCCUGGAUAGAAGCAGAGGAGCUCCAAGUAACUGAUCUGGCGAACGAGGACGGCAUCGAGCACUUCAAAGCCUGGGUGGUCGAGCGCUACCAGGAGGUGGAGAUCGGGAAGAUCGGCGAGGCCCUGAACGGCUUUUUCAAGAGACUCCGGCGCGGACCCCAACAGUCAAUCCGCGAGUUCAAUGGUCUUUUUGACAGGUCAUAUGCUCGUUUGCUGGAGAUCGACUUCAAGCUUCCGGAGACCGCAAAGGCCUGGGCAUAUCUCAACGCCCUUGGUCUCACUCAGGCCGAAGAGCUGUCGAUCCUUGGGAGUGUUGCAAAUGAGUAUGUGACGAACAAGUUGCAGCGCGCAGCCGUACUACACGAGAAGAGUCUUAAGAAGGCCUGGGAUCGUGACCGGGUCAAACCAUGGGAGCGUGACCGAGGGGUGAAGACCAACUCUGUCCACAACGCCGACCGCGUCGACGAGGAGAACGACGACAAGGACUCCUAUGACGAGUCCCCGUUUGCUCAGGACGAUGAUGGGGGAUCCCACGUCUACGAGGCCUACAUGACGGCGAAGAUGCAGUACAAGGACACCCUCAAGGCGCGAGGACUGGACCAAGAUGCUCUCCGCAAGGCUACGGAGGACAAGAUAGCUCUGGCAAAGUCGAAGUCCUACUGCAGUGUAUGCAAGCAACGUGGACAUUGGCAUCGAGAUCCCCAGUGUCCUGCCAACGUUGCUAAUGCUGCCAAGGGGCGAGAUGGCUCCAAGGAUGCCGUGCAGACUGCCCACGCCAUCUUCGAGACGAGCCAGGCUGCCGGCGACCGCCUCUAUGGCAUUACCGACUGUGCGUGCACUAAGUCCGUGAUGGGCACAUCCUGGCUGCAGCGGCUCGUGGACUACAUGAAGCAGUACAACAUUGAGGUGCCUCUCCUUCCUGAGCAGGUUUUCUACGAGAAGAAGCUCCCCCCCGAAAUCAAGAACCUCCUUAGCAGCGAUGUUCUCUCAGUAGAUGGCUUCAUCCGACGGAAGUCCUUUUUCUCCUCAGACAACUGGAAAACUCAGCAAUCUCUUCUACGAGAUAAUCUUCAGAGGUGCGUCAUCUUGCAAAGCCAUGUCAUCAGUGUUUGUGGGUCGGCCGAACAGUGUUCAAUCGUAGAGCACUUUGCGAUCCCAGCUUUCUUCCUUCGACCGCGUCGGGUGAUGGCCCAGCGUCCCACAUGGCAGUUGUCGAGGAAGGAGCUGCUGUCCGAGGCGACGGCGAUGGGUCUGUCUCCCCUACCGGAGUGGACCAAUGUGGAGCUUCGGAGCGCUAUCACGGAGAUGAAGGAAGCAAAGAAGCUGGGACUUCCUUAUGCAGCGAAUGCCACGCGAGGGGUGCUGAUGCAGAACAUUCGCGACUACUACGCCACCCCCCCGGACACGGUGAUGACCAUCGGCAGGCACAAGGGGAACACCUACGCCCAGAUACCUCUGUCCUACGGCAAGUGGGCCGACGAGGACGAGAAGGUGAAUGGCGGGAACAUGCACCCGGAUCUACGACGCUACGUGAUGUGGUACCGCAGGAAGAUGAACGACGACUUCGAGGAGGAGCCCACCACGUUGGAGAAGAUGUCGAACCCCGAGAAGUACGCCGUGAUCAACCCGGAGGACUACGCAUCGAGCGCCGGGAGCAGCGACCUGUCUUGGGCCGAGGUGAAAUCCCUUGCGGACAAGAAAGGAAAGGGAUAUGCCAAGGAGGUGACGAAGGAACUGCAGUUGCCCAUGCCGAUGACGAGGACCGAUGCCAACGAGGGAACUACCCGGAUGGGACUGGAAAUCCUCCAGGAGAUCAAGGCGGAGAUGAUGGCUUUGGAGUUCGCUGACGAAGUUGACUACAAGUACUUUGACGCGCGAGGCGGUGAUACCAAAGGGCACAGCCACAUCGGGGAUUUCGCCAACAAGGGCAUCAACUACUACAACGACGAGAAGAUGAACCACAUCGAGAACCCAAAAGCGGGCAAGGACACCGAGGAUUACCUCAACAUGGAUGCCAAGGAAUGUCUCAGCAGAGUGAGACCAGACUACGUCGAGGGCACUGAUCCGCGCAACGCCACCGAGGAUCCGUCCGCUCAAUGUUCAGGUCACCUCCAGAGCACCGUGAUGGGCAAGAACAACUACAUCGAGGAUUAUACUAACAAAGGGGCCAAGGACUACAACAACGUGGAGAUGGACUACGUCGAGAACCCCAACCUGGGCAAGGACGCCAAGGAUUACCCCAACGCAGAUGUCAAGGAAUGUCUUAGCAGAGAGGGACCAAGCCACAUUGAGAGCACUGAUCCAGACCAGGUCACUGAGAACCAUACCGAAGACCAGGCACUGGUGUCCACAGACGUUCAUGGCACAAGCGAGGACGACGAUCUGGACUCCGAAGCCGGGGACCCCGACCACGUCGUGAUCCUGGCUGACCCCAUCGAGGAGUUCAUCCGCGACCGUCUUUUGGCUGAAGACUUCUCACAGAGCACGCUUACAGCCAUUCUGGAGGCAGUCUUCGGACCAGAAGGUGAGCUUUUCCCAAGUGGUGGGGCCUCUUCACGAGCUGUGGCCUUUGGGAAGGAGGACGAUCCGUCCUGUCGUAUUUCUUUGGGCUACUACGUCCGCGGUGGCUUCCGGGGGAUCUGCAAUCGUACCGCCGACUACGCCUCACUCUCUAUCUACUUGAAGCACUACAUCCACCAACGAUGUCCGGAAGCGAGGUGGACCUCUCUCUGCGUGUCCCUCGACCAGAAGGCCUGCAUCCACACCGACCGGAACAAGCUCAAGGGGACCUACAACUACGUGACGUGCGGAGGAGAUUACUGUGGAGGCGGCGUUUGGUGUGAAGUGAUGAAACCUCAAGAGAGGGGUGGACAGGAACGACGUGAUCUCGAGGACGAGAAAGGGAGGAGCGUUUCUGGCGUCGUACUACCUACAAAUAAAGGGGAAGUGGCCACUUUCUAUGCUGACAGACGGCAUGCUACAGAGGACUGGAGCGGUGGACACCGAUGGAUGGUGGCGUGUUUCACGUCCCGGGCAAUCGUUGAAAGCACCAAGAGCGAGAAGAGACGACUUCGUCAAUGGGGUUUUCCUGUACCAGACCUACGACAUCUCACGCCGGACCGCAAGAUGUUGAGGACCUUUCACGACAACAAAGAUGCCGACCCACCGAAGUUCAUGCCGAGGUACAGCGCCCGGAAGGGCAUGUGGAAGACGGCUAUCCGGGCGAGUGCUUUCUUUACUUGGUCAUUGGCCUCCAUCUCGGCAGCUCGCGCCCAGCUGUACAACGACUGUCCUAAGGGACCAGCCCUCUUCGAGAUCGGGGGCUGCAGACAAACCGUCGAGAUCUCCGAGGUCGAAGGGAUCGAUUUCGUGGAGCCCCUGGUUUGGAAUGAUCUACAUCGUGAAAAUGGUGUCCAGCGAGUCCACGAUACAAUCGGCGAGCUACGGCCUGGAGUUCUUUGGCUACACCCGCCCGCGAACGUUAUCGACUACAACCCCAGGGAAGAAAACGUGCAGGAGCAUCCCCGACGGGUUUUCCAUGAGAUCCUCGAGGAGUGUGGAAGGGCCCAUGUCCAACAUCAAGGAACUUUAGUUGUCGAAGUGUCCACCGAGCCCGAGGAUCGGAAGGAGUUUGUCUAUCAACGACUUCGCGGGUUUGGGGAAGUGACAGAGCAUUUCUUUGGCGACACCCAUUUCUACAAGGUCAGGAACGCGAACUAUCACGAGGCCUUCGUCUCUGCGAAUGGAGAUGGACCAGAACCGGCCGACGACCUACUUGUCGGAGAACCACCCGAGCGACCUAUGCGAGAGGGGGCUAGCGGAAUUACUUUCGGGAAAGAUGUGAAAGCAGAUGUGGCUACUACUUUGCGGCGGCUGCAUCAGAACCUCGGUCACCCGCCCAACACCGACCUCACCAGACACCUGAGACUCGCAGGCGCUUCUGAGGAGAUCCUCAAGGCCUCCCGGUCUUUGUCAUGUGAAACUUGCAAGCGAUGCUCCGGACCACGGAGCCCAAAGCCCGCGUCCGAGCCCAAACUCCUCGAGUUUAACGACGUCGUCGCUGUGGAUAUGUUCUUUGCCUUCGACAUCGAGGGCAAGAAGCAGAAGCUGUUGUCGAUCAUCGACUGUGCCUCCAGCUAUCACGUCGUUACCAAGGUGCCUAACCAGACUGGCGACACCCUCGAGAAGGUUUUCCUUAAACACUGGAUACAGGUCUUCGGAGCUCCCAAAGUUAUAUCCCUCGACCUUGAGACCGGCAUCCAGGACGCUUUCUCCAGGCUGAGCGACUGGUUCCGCAUUGAUCUCCAGACCAGCGCCGGGCAAGCUCACUGGCAGGCCGGGUUUGCCGAACGACACGGCAAAUGGUGGAAAGAGAUUUUCAAGAAGGUUGUCGAGGAGAAGUCGGUGACGAACGAUGAGGUGGAGAUCGCUGUUGCCGCGACCUCUUCUGCGAAGAACACCUUGCGGAGGAGGUGCGGCUGGGCCCCGUGUCAGAUAGUCUUUCGGAAAACUCCCCGGGACGACGAGGAUAUCAUCGAACAAGAGAUUGACGACGGGGCAUGGAUCGCCAGGGCCAGGACUCCUGACGAUGCGCAGCACCGGCGGGACGCUAUACGCGCCGCCUCCAAGGCGGCAUUCCUCAAGGUCCGUGCGGAGGAGAAGGUCCGGCGAGGAAGUCUUCAACGAGCCCGGGUGCGCGGACGUGAUCUAGCCAAUGGAGAAAUGGCUUUGUACUGGCGCAAGGACAAGAACAACAAAAAGGGGGCAUGGCGAGGACCUGGAGUGGUAGUUGGCAGACAGCAGGACAACUACUGGAUUGCUCGCGGAGGUCGCUGCCAGCUUUGUGCCCCAGAGCAUGUCCGCCCCGCUUCACCUGAGGAACUUGGUGGACUUUUUGCAAUGCGAGCCACGCAGGCCGACCUCCAGAAGUUGAUCGAGAACGACCACGACGACGAGGACACCUACGUGCGGGAGGACGAGGACGCCGACGAGCUGAUCGACAUCCCAUGGGACGAGAUGUCCCUCGAUGGAGGAGAGGACCCUGGCGAGUCCCUCGAGUUCCCGAACGAGGACAUCGACCACGACGAGGCCGGUGGACAGCGGCGACGCCUUGAAGGAGACGAAGGACGAGACCAACCCGCCGUGAAGCGUCGAGUGCGCUCCAAGAUGCCUCAAGAGGCCCACAUGCUCAAGCGGGCAACCACCAGGCGUGGACGAGAAAAACAGCUGGAGAAGGAGCUCCCCUGGGGAGCCAUCCCGGUGGAUAAGCGCCCUCUUUUCCAAGAAGCCGAGGCCAAGCAUGGGAAGAACACUUACGGCUGGGUGCUCGUCUUACCCCGCUCGAUGUUGAGACAAGCCUCAAGAUCGUCGCGACCGAGGGCUCCAGGGUGUUAUCCAGUCGCUUUGCCUACCGCGACAAAAACCUUGCAAAGCGGCGUACAGAUCCCCAGGUGCCAUGGAAACCGAAAUCGAGAUUGGUGA
Messenger RNA from Symbiodinium sp. CCMP2456, 6372 nucleotides. NCBI's taxonomy places the organism in Eukaryota, Dinophyceae, Suessiales, Symbiodiniaceae. The record is from the annotation of a GenBank genome assembly.